UUGUGAUUAUGGCAUUUUUAUCUAGUAAGAGUUCAAUAGCUGCUCACUUACGAUCUCCUUUUCAGAAGACGGAAGAUCCGGUUUCGCUGUCGCGUCGUAGGUUGCACGUCGAACCUGGGGCUCGUGAGAAAGCUCUACUGGCAGAAGACCCGAUUCUCAAUAGAUACAAGUCGAGUAAAGAUGGUGUUCGGCGGUUGAAAAGACUCGGGGAUGUUCUCACAAUUGUUGUUGUGGCAGGAUGUUGCUAUGAAAUUUAUGCCAAGAAGUUCGGAAACAGGCAAGGACUGGCAACUGAAAGUUAAAGAUUGUGCUUGUCUGGGAGUUUUUUUUUAUUUGCUUGGCAACAAUCUUUAGACCUUUUAUUGAUUUUUGCCUAAUUGUUAGAAUAAGCCGAACUAAUAUGUUAUGAAAAGCUUGAAUGUAAGGCUUGAUGUUCUGCUGAUCACAUGUUGGUCCCUAUCUUUCAUGAAAAUAACUGAUAAUUUCAAUUGAUAUGGUCAAGCUUUCUGCAUUAUGUUCCUGGUUCAUACUAAUGUUUUGGGCAAUAAAUGGGAUAAACGAAGCCCGUUGUAUUUUAA
Pistacia vera is the source of this 578-nucleotide messenger RNA. Its product is annotated as succinate dehydrogenase subunit 7A, mitochondrial. NCBI's taxonomy places the organism in Eukaryota, Viridiplantae, Streptophyta, Magnoliopsida, Sapindales, Anacardiaceae. The transcript has 4 exons. The record is from RefSeq and is a predicted model, not a curated record. Bases 9 to 302 code for a protein of 97 amino acids.